Messenger RNA from Morus notabilis, 1068 nucleotides. Its product is annotated as histone-lysine N-methyltransferase ATXR6. NCBI's taxonomy places the organism in Eukaryota, Viridiplantae, Streptophyta, Magnoliopsida, Rosales, Moraceae. The transcript is spliced from 6 exons. The record is from RefSeq and is a predicted model, not a curated record. Gene Ontology annotation, molecular function: protein binding. The coding region runs from base 1 to 1068 and encodes 355 amino acids.
AUGCUGCUGAGGCAAAGAAGAACAGAAGCUCCGAAGCCUCUUUCGGUGUCCUUUUCACCUUUCGAGGACGAAGAUAGCGACAGCGGCAGCGGUUCCGAAGCCGAAUACGACGACGUUUGCUGCGAGAAGUGCGGGUCCGGUGACUCUCCGGCGGAUCUUCUUCUAUGCGACCAAUGCAAUAGAGGGUACCAUCUCUUUUGCCUCAGACCCAUUCUCGUUUCUGUCCCCAAAGGCUCUUGGUUCUGUCCCACCUGCUCCAAGAACAAGCACAACAAGCUCAAAUCUUUCCCUCUAGUACAAACCAAAAUUGUAGACUUCUUCCGAAUUCAACGGUCUCCAGAACCAACCCAGAAACCAAUCCAAGACAUUCGAAAGAAAAGAAAGCGGGCUAGUAGCUUGGUUAUGUCGAAAAGGAAAAGGAGAUUGUUGCCAUUCAAUCCAAGCGAGGAUCCGACAAGGAGAUUGGAACAAAUGGCUUCCCUGGCAACUGCAUUAACAGCCACAGGCACAGAGUUCAGUAAUGAACUCACUUACAGGCCAGGCAUGGCACCAAGAUCAGCAAAUUCUGCUGCUCUUGAGCGCGGAGGAAUGCAGGUUCUGUCAAACGAAGAUGCUGAGACCUUAAAUUUGUGCAAGAGUAUGAUGGAGAGAGGGGAAUGGCCACCCCUAAUGGUGGUUUUUGAUCCUCAAGAGGGUUUCACUGUCGAGGCGGAUAGGUCUAUUAAGGAUCUUACAGUAAUCACGGAGUACGUGGGAGAUGUCGAUUUCUUGAAGAAUCGUGAAAACGACGAUGGUGACAGCAUGAUGACACUGCUUCAUGCUGCUAACCCUUCAAAAAGCCUUGUCAUUUGUCCUGAUGAGCACAGUAACAUCGCCCGCUUCAUCAAUGGCAUCAAUAACCACACUCCGGAAGGGAGAAAGAAGCAGAACCUGAAAUGUGUGAGAUUUGAUGUGAAUGGGGAGUGUCGGGUUCUACUGAUUGCCAACAGAGAUAUAUCAAAGGGAGAGAGAUUGUAUUAUGAUUAUAACGGAUAUGAACAUGAAUACCCGACUCAGCACUUCGUCUAA